This is a messenger RNA of Oncorhynchus mykiss (rainbow trout), 4081 nucleotides long. Its product is annotated as adapter molecule crk. Lineage: Eukaryota; Metazoa; Chordata; Actinopteri; Salmoniformes; Salmonidae. Gene Ontology annotation, molecular function: receptor tyrosine kinase binding; signaling adaptor activity. The record is from RefSeq and is a predicted model, not a curated record. Gene Ontology annotation, cellular component: cytoplasm. Gene Ontology annotation, biological process: enzyme-linked receptor protein signaling pathway; cell migration.
GGCUAAUGGGGUCGGUUUUGUUUCCCCGGAUCCGCCAUUUCAUUUUUUGAAGUUACUUGUGACAAGUUACAAGAUUUGAUCAAAAUCGUAUUGUUUUACAACUGGGUUGGGUAAGUUGUAAUCGACAUAUUUUAAUUGGGUGAUCAGACACGUUUUGUACGAGGACCGGCUUUUGGAUUUUAACUUGAUGGGCAUAGGCAAGUUGCGGAUGUCGCCUAUUUUCCAAAUGUGUUCUACGCGCUAAAGUUUUUGUAUGAGUUGAAUGCUGGUUGUGGAUAAGGGGAUUCAAAGGGAAGGCCCGUGAAGCCUCGGCUUUGGAGUGGGAGUCAUGUCCGGAAAUUUUGACGCAGAGGAUCGUGCAAGUUGGUACUGGGGAAGAUUAAGUAGACAGGAGGCAGUUUCACUUUUACAAGGACAGAGACACGGAGUGUUUUUGGUGAGAGACUCAAUUACAAGCCCUGGCGACUACGUCCUGUCCGUUUCAGAGAAUUCCAAAGUCUCGCAUUACAUAAUCAACAGCAUCAGCAACAACCGGCAGUCUGGCUCAGGCCAGGCGCCUCCACGGUUUCGCAUAGGGGACCAGGAGUUUGACGCCCUCCACUCCCUGCUGGAGUUCUACAAGAUCCACUACCUGGACACCACCACUCUGAUAGAGCCCAUCAACAAGGCAAAACACUCUCCCUUGGUCAGCGUCAACGCAGGUGCUGGAGGCCCGCCGCAGCGGCAGGAAGAUGAGAUGGUCCGUGCCCUCUUCGACUUCCCAGGCAACGAUGAUGAAGAUCUGCCUUUCAAAAAGGGCGACAUCCUGCGGGUCCUGGAGAAGCCUGAGGAGCAGUGGUGGAACGCCAAGAAUUUAGAGGGGCGUGCCGGGAUGAUCCCUGUGCCCUACGUGGAGAAGUACCGACCGGCCUCUCCCACCUCGGGGGGCCUUGGAACAGGGGGUCCAGGUGGGGUGGGCUCGGUAGACGGCUCAAGUGUUCAGGGCCCUCCUCUGCUAGACCCGAGCCAGUAUGCCCAGCCCACACCUCUGCCCAACCUGCAGAACGGACCCGUCUUUGCCAGGGCCAUCCAGAAGAGGGUGCCCAAUGCCUAUGACAAGACCGCCCUUGCCUUAGAGGUGGGCGACAUGGUGAAGGUGACAAAGAUCAAUGUGAACGGCCAGUGGGAGGGCGAGUGCAAGGGCAAACGAGGCCACUUCCCCUUCACACAUGUUAAGCUGCUGGACCAUAAUAACCCCGAGGACGACGUGAGCUGAGAGUGGACACUGGGCUCCUUGGGCUCCUCCCAUCCCUCACCCUGCCCUUACACACACACACACAGACACUCACUCCCUCACAUGCCACCAUCGGCCCUGUGCCAAUCAGCAGCCUCCACACUCAGACACACACACCACUUCCUCUUCCUCAGUUGGCCCUGUUAGAUCAUCAUUACUCUGUGUCUUCGUCUCACACACCACCAUUAUUUAUACCACUUCAGCACCAUGGCCAGCUCUAUCAAAACACACACACAUUCCCCUUCUAAAGAAGAAAGACUCAGGCCUUGUCUGAUGGGAUGAGGACAGCGGCUGUGUAAUACAAAGAGGAAGAUUUGGAGUGUGUGGUCGAAAUGCUCUCUUGGGCUGGAAUCGUACACACAGAGAUCCAUGGAGAAACACUUUUCUCUGGCUGUCGAAGAGAGCCGUUAGAAUGACACUACACUGUACACAAAACUAUCAUCCUCACUACAAAUCCACGACCAAGUAACUAGUAGUCUUUUUGUAAGGGAAAAAAAUAACAUAUCGUUAUGAAAUUAUUGAGAACCAUUACAUGCUAAAAUCCUGUUUUUUUUUGUUGUUUUUUUGGCCUCGUUUUUCUGAGAAGUAAGAUUGCCAGUCCACCACUAUUGCGGAGAUCUCGUCAAAUGUGUCGGCUAUGUUGUGAGCUUGCGGUAUUGUCAGGCGCUGACCCUCUCUGUCGUACUUGUUUGUGUCUGUCUUGCCUUGCUUGUCUGUGCUCUUUGACAAGCCUUUGUCUGCUCCACUCCUACUCUGAAUCACUGAGACGUCGCUCUUUCCCACCCACGGCUGUUAACUUGUUCUAAAUAUUGGAGAUGCCUUUUGUAUGAUCUGCCAGGGUCGUGGAAACGUUCUGCCAUAUCAUAUAAUACCAUAGCCAAGGAUAGACGGUUAAAAUGACUUAAGCUCAAUGGUAACAUGAAUUGUCUUUCUCCUUGGAAGCUUUUAGAUUCUAUACUGAUUAUGGUAGUACUUGUUCUCCUGUACACGUUGGUUACAAGGUCAAGGCACUGCAUUGACACUGAGUUCUCACUUUUCCGUUCUAGAUUCCUGUCAUCCACUAUAUUUUGAGCAUUGAUGUCUGUCUGUAUUCAUUAGUGUAAUAGAGUGAGAAAAACACACUUUCAUUUGCAUGCAUCCACAAACCACCACACUACUUAGACUGUCAACUUUGAAUAGGUGUCCUCUGUUGAUAAGAGAUCACAGUUAAGUCCACCUGUUGACACAUGACGAUGAUCUUUCCAUUCCUAUCAUGUAGGAUACUGGCUAAGUUUGCUCCCUGGCACAGCAUCAUACAGACCAUUCUUACGCUUUGCGCCCCACUGAAUGUGCCCCUGAAAUUCACUUGGAUAACGCCACCUCCUAGAGUGGUUUCCCAUAGAUUAAGGCAAAGGUGACUUGAGAAAUGGUUUACCUCGUCUUCAGUAGAACUGGCCACUAGGGUGCACUGCAACAGCAUUAGGCAGAGAGGUGCUGGGUGAACCGAAGUGCUUGUCUGCCUCCGAGCUUUAGCCCAUGUUGAUCAAUAGUGUUGUCUGUGUUGAGGAUGCUGGAGGUGAAAUAUUUUCAGAAUGCACUUUAGUCAAUCAUUUUUACAAUUGCUUGCCAGUUCAGGCCCCUCCCUUUCCAAUUGCUAUUCUUGCCUUUUCUGCUGUGUUCAUUGUCUGUGGCAGAACUUGUGCUGGCUUUUUACAUUUUUUAUAUAUAUCUAACCUAAGGUAAUUUAGCCCAAAAUUUAUGAUGCAGCUGUGAAAAAUCCAAAUGCAUGCAUUGUCAGGGUGUGAAGACUUGAGUAUGGUUAUAUGAGUUAAACUCCAAUUAUGUAGUACCUCAUCCAAAAUACACCGUCUGCUAUACUCAGAUGUAGGUUCUGGGUAUUAGAUGCUGCAAAAUCCAGAGGAAUAGAAUCUAUAACCUUUUGACAAUUGGAUUGUCCUGAAACCACAGGGGUUUUUCCAUUGUCCUCAAACCUGUACCAUUUCUCUCUAUAAUUGUAGCUUUCGGACCGACUGACAAACUGUUUUAUAGCCAAUUUAUGCCACAAUCUAUGUUUAAGGGCACGGUUGGGUAGGUUACUUUCUAAAUGUAAUCAGUUACUAGUUACCUGUUCAAAAUUGUAAUCAGUAAUAACUUUUGGAUUACCCAAACUCAGUAACAAUCUGAUUACUUUCCCCUUCAUAAGCAUUAAAAGAAGAUGAAAAGGAACCAUCAAACAUUUGGGGUGUCAUAGUGGUCUCUGACCUGUGGUCAGACCCGGUCAGGUAUAACAAAUCUAAACUUGCACCUUUUUCAAUGCGAAAUUGAAUGUCAUUGAGAAAACAAAGGUGGCAAUGUAUUUUUUUUUCUCGCAAACAUCCUUUCUGAAUUUACAAGUAAUCAACAAGUUUUUCUAAAGUAACUAAUCUGGUUACAAUAUUUUAGCUGGUAAUGUAACUGAUUACAGUUAGUUUCUUUGUAAUCAGUUACUCCAGUAUUAACAUCUGUUAAAUCAUGUCUGCUUUUUCAUUCAUUCUCUCAAUGCAUGCCCGUUUAUGUAAUCUGCUCUUAUUUUUAUGAUUUUGUUUUGUCAAUCAGGCCUACAAAUAUUUUAAAGUAUUGUAUUUUUGUAACCCUGUGGAAGUCAUUACCUUUCAUAAUGGGGCUUGGUUGGCAACCGCAAAUGGAAAUUGUGGUGAUAUCAAAAUGUGCCAUUGUAUUAUAACACUAUAUUCUUUCAAGACAAUUGAAAUUGCCAUUUAUUUUCUGUAGCAUGUAAUGUGUUAAGAUAUACAUAGUAAAUAAAGUCAAAGGAUUGGCAAAUGAAAAUAC